This is a messenger RNA of Lacerta agilis (Sand lizard), 2665 nucleotides long. It is a transcript of the gene MTMR8, whose product is annotated as myotubularin related protein 8. NCBI's taxonomy places the organism in Eukaryota, Metazoa, Chordata, Lepidosauria, Squamata, Lacertidae. The coding region runs from base 109 to 2016 and encodes 635 amino acids. The transcript has 14 exons. Gene Ontology annotation, biological process: negative regulation of autophagy; dephosphorylation. The record is from RefSeq and is a predicted model, not a curated record. Gene Ontology annotation, cellular component: nuclear envelope. Gene Ontology annotation, molecular function: phosphatidylinositol-3,5-bisphosphate phosphatase activity.
UUUUUUGUUUUCCUCUUUCGCGGCGCGGGCGGGGUAGGUUCCGUCGAGGGCUCCGCCGCGAGGUAGCCAGGGAGAGGUGCCCAGCUUUGGGGUGGGCCUCCCUCAGCCAUGGAGCACAUCACGACGCCCAAGGUAGAGAAUGUCAAGUUACUAGAUCGUUACACCAACAGAAAGGCAGCAAAUGGAACGUUGUACUUGACGGCAACUCAUUUAAUCUACGUAGAUGCCUCGGCUGAAGUUCGAAAGGAAACAUGGAUUCUUCAUCACCAUAUUGCUACUGUGGAGAAGCUGCCUCUGAGCGCAUCUGGCUGUCCGCUGCUUAUUCACUGCAAGAAUUUCCGUGUUGCUCACUUUAUUAUUGGUCAUGAGCGGGACUGUCAUGAAGUCUACACUUCCCUGCUGAAACUUUCUCAACCAGUGAAACCGGAAGAGCUUUAUGCAUUCUCUUACAAUCCCAAAAUGCCCAAAGAGAACCGGGAGAUGGGCUGGAAGCUGAUAGAUGUCAAAAUAGACUACCAGCGCAUGGGGAUUCCGAAUGACUAUUGGGAAAUAACUGAUUUUAACAAAGACUAUGAGGUUUGCAGCACAUACUCUCCAGAUCUAGUGGUGCCUAAAGCAGCUACUAGGGCAACGGUGCUGGGAAGCUCAAAGUUUCGAAGCCGGGGUCGGAUACCAGCACUUUCCUACUUCUACAAAGAGAAUAAUGCUGCAAUAUGCCGUUGUAGUCAGCCCUUGUCUGGGUUUAGUGCUCGUUGCCUAGAGGAUGAACAGCUGCUGCAAGCACUUAGGGAAGCCAACCCAGGAAGUCCGUUCAUGUAUGUUGUAGACACAAGGCCAAAGUUGAAUGCCAUGGCCAACCGAGCUGCUGGAAAGGGUUAUGAGAAUGUUGAUAACUACGACAACAUUCGUUUUAAAUUCAUUGGUAUCGAAAACAUCCAUGUAAUGAGGAGCAGCCUGCAGAAGCUACUGGAAGUGUGUGAAACGAAAUCUCCUUCAAUGAGUGAUUUCCUUACUGGCUUAGAGAACUCUGGCUGGUUACGGCACAUUAAAGCUGUAAUGGAUGCUGGUGUCUUUCUUGCUAAGGCAGUGAAAGAUGAAGGUGCCACCGUCCUAGUGCACUGCUCUGAUGGCUGGGAUCGCACUGCCCAGGUCUGCUCAGUGGCCAGCCUCCUCUUGGACCCCUUUUAUCGGACCUUUAAGGGAUUUAUGGUCCUGAUAGAAAAGGAAUGGAUUGCAAUGGGCCACAAGUUCUCACACAGGUGUGGCCAUCUAGAAGGGGACCCCAAGGAAGUGUCUCCUGUCUUCACCCAGUUCAUUGAAUGUACCUGGCAGCUCAUGCAACAGUUUCCUUGUGCGUUCGAUUUUAAUGAGAGGUGUCUUCUUGAAAUUCACGAUCACGUCUAUUCCUGCCAGUUUGGCAACUUCCUGGGGACCUGUCACAAGGACCGGGAAGAUAUGAAAAUCCUUGAGAAGACUCAUUCCUUGUGGCCUUUCCUUCUCCAGAAGAAGCAGGAGUUCAGAAACCCACUCUAUAAGGGAUUUGCAGCUUACAAGGAACUCCGGCCGAACACUCUGCCAUUUAGUUUCCAGUUCUGGUGUGGCAUGUAUAACCGCUUUGACAAAGGAAUGCACCCAAAACAAUGUGUAUUGGAUCAUCUCCUUGGCUGCAUCAGCCAGAAAGUGGAGCUGGAGGGUGCUGCUACUGACUUAGAAAAUAAGUUGCCUCCCUUAGAGGGACCACUGCCAGAUGAGGUUUCCAUCUUAUCCAAAAUGGUUACUGCAUCAACUGUCUGUUCCAAGUCCCCAAUGCUCAACACACCCCAGGACUAUGAGGACGAGCCUCCUGCCCUGCUGGCUAAUGGCAUCCUGGCAAGGGAGGAGGGAGAUGAACCUGAUCAGCAGCUGAAGAGCCAAGAGGGUCUUGUUAAUCCCCAUGACAUUCCAGGUGGUGACAGCAGCAGCAGUAGCACCCAUGGGACCAUCCAGCCUGAGGCUCGAGCAAGACAUCUCCAUUGAACUGAUCUUUGCAUCUGCCCUGAGCCAUAGAAAAUUGGCAAUAAAGCAUGCAAGACCUGUGGCCCGGUGCUGGGAGAGCCACCUCACUCACAUAUGGUUAAGUGUUGUGUUAUGUAUUUUGGAAGCAAGGGAGGAGGCUGCUGUUCAAAGGCUUUCAAGAGCAACCCAUGGGGCUGGCUUUUGGGCUGCCACAAAUAGUUUCUGGGCAUAUCUUCCAGAACAGCCACACAUGUUCCUUUUUCUGGUGCAAGUACAAAUGGCUUCUGAGGCAGAUAGCCCUUUCCAAGAUGAGGGAGUUUUUUAAAGCCACAAGGUUUCAGAUACAUGGAUUCAAAAGCAUUGUGAGCUACUAGUGAGUGGAAGAAAAUGCCAGUCCAUAUUAGAGAGGCUUUCCUUGGCUGGCUUCUGACACCUUGCAUGGGAAUUCUAUUCAUUUGCAACAUUGGGUUAAUAUUUGCUGGCCCCUGCACAUACUUUCGUAAGCAUUUGUGCCUUUUUUGUUCUUUUUUGUUUUUUUAACUAGAGAUUACUGUCGUGUCCAACCAUUAGCAAUGUGAUGUUUUAUUACUGUGAUAUGUGGCUGUAAUGUGCAAGUAUGUGAUCCUUUUUAUUGAUACCUUUUUUAAAACACAAAACAACCUGUUUUGAA